Endocarpon pusillum Z07020 is the source of this 2490-nucleotide messenger RNA. RefSeq lists its product as uncharacterized. NCBI's taxonomy places the organism in Eukaryota, Fungi, Ascomycota, Eurotiomycetes, Verrucariales, Verrucariaceae. Gene Ontology annotation, molecular function: diphthine-ammonia ligase activity. Bases 1 to 2490 code for a protein of 829 amino acids. The transcript has a single exon. Gene Ontology annotation, biological process: protein histidyl modification to diphthamide. The record is from RefSeq and is a predicted model, not a curated record.
AUGUCUCUUAAUGUGAUAGCUCUCAUAUCUGGCGGAAAAGACUCGCUGUUCUCUUUAUUACACUGCAUACAAAAUGGCCACAAGAUUGUUGCACUUGCAAACCUGUACCCUGUUUCCGCAGAACCCUCCACUGAUGGUCCUGUGACGCUGGAAGGAGAGGAUCUUAACAGCUUCAUGUACCAAACAGUUGGACAUACGAUUGUUCCCCUGUACGCGGAGGCACUAGACUUGCCUCUCUAUCGACGCGGUAUUGGCGGCAAAACAGUUAACACAGAGCGAGACUAUGCUUUCGAAGAGGGUGUGGACCCUGACGAGGCAGAAGACCUCAUUCCUUUGUUGGAGGAAAUCAGACAAGCUCAUCCAGAGGCUGAUGCUCUCUCUACUGGAGCAAUUCUCUCUACCUAUCAGCGGACGAGAAUCGAAUCGGUGGCCGUGCGACUUGGAUUGACUCCACUUGCCUUUCUAUGGCAGUAUCCUUAUCUAUCUCCGCCGAAAGAGCGAGAAGACUCCGUUACUGGUCUGCUAGACGAUAUGGAGGCUGCAGGCUGCGAUGCAAGACUAAUUAAGAUUGCGAGCGCUGGUAUGAAGGAUUCUCUUCUCUGGUGUCGAGUGUCCGAUCCAUCAGUGAAAGCUCGAAUUAUUGCUGGAAUGUCUCGAUUUGUUGAUGGCAAUGGGUCAUCGCUCAGAGGCGCUGUGCUUGGUGAAGGAGGUGAGUAUGAGACACUGGCUAUUAAUGGGCCAUUACGAGUGUGGAAGAAGAGGAUCGAGAUUGAUAGCAAAAGCAAUAUCGUUGUUCAAGAUGAAGGUGGAGCUACACGCUUGACGUUUGGUAAAGCAAGGUUGGCUGAGCAGUCUUCGGUGCAGGGAGAUUCCGAGUCACCAUUGGUCCGUGUGCCAAUGUUGCUGGAUGCUAGUUUCAACAUAUUGCGGCAAACAAUCUUACAAGCAGAUAAUCUUCAUUCAAAUCUUUUGGAUCCUCGUGACUUUCAUGCAUGGACGUGCUCAGAACUCCGGGCGAGUACAUCACAAGUCUUGACGAGCUCUACUAUCAACAACCUAACUAGUCCAAAACUCUCCAGGAACGUUACAGAGCAGACCAUUGCUAUCAUUGACCAGCUUGAUGCCAUACUUAAAGCUACCAAUAACUCCCAGGACGUGACCGCUUGUGUUGCUUUUGCAACUAUCCUUCUACGACGCAUGUCCGAUUUUGCAGCUAUAAAUACUCUCUACGGAAAGCGAUUCAAUCACACUAAUCCCCCAGCCCGAGUGACAAUCUGCUGUGGUGACGUUCUCCCUCCAGACGUUUUGGUCAGCAUUUCGUUCACCUUGGCUAGGGCAGGCCCAGCAAGGGUGCAUGGUUUGCACGUUCAAUCAAUAUCUUACUGGGCGCCAGCAAAUAUCGGGCAUUAUUCGCAAGCAAUCAACGUGCCAAUGCUGCUGCCCGGAGGAAGCGAUGAGGAGGUCGUUCAUCUCGCCGGCCAGAUUCCCCUCAUACCUUCAAGUAUGCAACUCCUCGAGCAAGACUUCUUAGACCAAGCAAUCCUUUCAUUACAGCAUCUCUGGCGGGUGGGUCAGUGUGUUGGAGUCGACUGGUGGACUCACGGUGUAGCAUAUCUAGCUAAUGCUGAGAUACCGGAGAUCCAUAGGAGAGCGAAAGUGGCCUGGGAAAUCUGGAAGGGAGCGAACACAGCAGCACCGAAUGCAAUAUGUGAGAAGCAGGACGACUCAGAAGGUGAUACUGGUAAUUUUGAUGUGUGGGACCUUAAACACAACCACCAGAUGCAGCCAGCUCUGGUAUCGUCAAAACAGCCCACAAGUGCACACGUCCACAAACUGCCAAAUCAUGACGUCCUCUCAAGAUCUUCAUCCUCCCUACAAGCCACCAAUACAGACAUUCCACCUCUCCUCGUUGCGCAUGUGUCUUCUCUGCCACGCUCUGCAGUCAUCGAGUGGCACAGUCUGGGUCUAGCCCGCCUGCCCAGAUGUUCUACCUCCAGGCCGCCUCUAACCGUCUCGACGACAGCAAGAGACUCCCUAUCGAUCUCUACAUGCCUUUUGGGCCCAAUCAGCCCUGAAGCCGCUGCUGAUUCGGACGACGACUCUUUCACCCAGACCGAGGGCCAAGAACAGAAGUCCCAGCUUAGAGCGAUCGCAUUCUUCACCAUCCAGAUCUUCGAGAUCGCCGAAUCUGCUUCAUCCAAUAAGGGCCUCAGUCUAAAAGAUCAGCUCCACCUUGCCCUAUCCCGCUUGGAACAGCAGGAUGACGUUCCGCUUAUGGAAGGCACACAUUGGACGUUCGGCGAUCUCACAAUCUACGUCUGCUCCGAAGGUGGCUACAACGCCCUUAACACCUCCGGCUUAGCCACGAUGGGAACGCUGAUACCAUGUCGGAGUCUGUGGGGCGAAGAGGGAAGAAGAGUCGCGAUUGCUGUUAUGGGUCGCAGGGAGAGAGCCAGUAGCGGCAACAGCACAAUAAAUGCAUUAGUCUAA